Messenger RNA from Prunus armeniaca (apricot), 435 nucleotides. The record is from the annotation of a GenBank genome assembly. Lineage: Eukaryota; Viridiplantae; Streptophyta; Magnoliopsida; Rosales; Rosaceae.
AUGGAAAAGGAGUCUUCUGAGUCUAAAAGCCAGUCUGGAAGUCCACAUAAUUCUGAUGAAGAACCUCCAGAAGACCAACAGGUUGUUAGCCUAAUCCGACAAGUUAAUUUCAGAAAAUGGUAUUCGAAAGUAACAAUAUUUGUCCAAAAUUUUGAGUUUACCACAGUUGCCCUAUUUGAUUCAGGAGCCGAUCUUAACUGUAUCCAGGAAGGUCUAAUUCCUACUAAGUUUUACCAGAAGUCUAGAGAAUCCUUAAGUACUGCUUCAGGAAGAUCUCUCCAGUUGAACUUUGAAAUACCAAAAGCCCAUGUAGACUAUGAUGGUGUCCUUUCUACUUAUUUAGGAGAAAAGAAGAAAUUAGGUUUAAAAGAGUUGAACAACAGCUUAGUGAUACUCCCUUACAGUUGCAAAUUCAACAGUUUGAAACCAAAUUAA